This is a messenger RNA of Melospiza georgiana, 2157 nucleotides long. Its product is annotated as exocyst complex component 1-like. NCBI's taxonomy places the organism in Eukaryota, Metazoa, Chordata, Aves, Passeriformes, Passerellidae. Gene Ontology annotation, molecular function: phosphatidylinositol-4,5-bisphosphate binding. The record is from RefSeq and is a predicted model, not a curated record. The transcript has 14 exons. Bases 1 to 2157 code for a protein of 718 amino acids. Gene Ontology annotation, cellular component: plasma membrane; exocyst. Gene Ontology annotation, biological process: Golgi to plasma membrane transport; exocytosis.
AUGCAUCAGGACAGGCAGGAACGGGCUGAGGAUGGGCUGCAGGAGGGGCCGGGCACCUUCCAAGGGCUGAGCCCUGCUGAGGCCGUGGCCGUGCUGGCGCUGCUGGAGGAGCACGAGGAGCCCCUGCUGAGCCACUCCGUGGCCUUUGCCGAGCACCUGGAACGGGAGCUGCGGGAGCUGGAGGAGGCCAACCUGCAGGCCAUCCUCUCCUCGGAGCAGCAGCUGGCGCAGCUGAUGGGCGCCCUGGACGAGGCCCUGGCCGAGGUGGGCAGGCUGGAGCAGAGCCUGCAGGUGUGUGAGGAGCUGCUGGGCGCUGUGAGGCACAGGAUGGACCACAUCCACCAGGAGAGCUCCCUGCUGCAGUGCCUGGCCUCCAACAGGAGCAGGCUGAUGGAUGAGAUCCUGCUCCUCACGACCCAGCUGCAGCUGAGCAGGGAGCACUGUGCUGCCCUGAGCAGGGCAGACCUGUCCAGCCCCGCGGCCAUUGAGGCCUGCACGGCCGCAGCCCAGGCUCUGUCCUCCUGCAUGGAGCUCCCCAUCCAGCCCUGUUACCGGAAGCUGCAGGCAGUGGCUGAGCAGCUGAUCCUGUUUGAAACCCUCAAGCAGAACUUCGAGAGCUCCUUCAUCAGCCAUAUCACCAACAUCUUCGAGCUGCAGGGCAAUUCCCAGGUCCCUGCUCUUGGUGGCACCGUGGCUGCCCCAGGGCACAGACCCCACCACGAGGAGCUGCUGCCCUUCACCCCCCUGAUGGCCUGGCUGAGGAGCUCCAACCCUGCUCUGUUCUGGGACCUCUCCAAGGUGUACUCCCAGAACUUUGGCAGGCUCUACGAGCGGGAAAUCAGAGCCCUUUUCGAGCAGGCCAAGAUCUCCCUGUCAGGAAGAAGAAAAGGAAGUCUGCAGGAGACGUGGGAGAAGCCAGCAGGGAGCAGGCAGCCGCGGUGGAGCCUCCCCAGGAGCAGGGACAGCCAGGAGGACGCCCUGGCCAGGGGCAGCAUGAGCAGGGUGUUGGAGCAGGUGCUGAACGAGCUGCAGCCCCUCUGCACCUCGGAGCAGCAAUUCCUGCAGGAAUUCUUCUGCCUCGGCUGUGGCUCCGUGGAGCUGGAGGUGAGGGGAUCUGCCACCAAGGCAGGAGAGCCCGCAGCAGCUCCAGAGGACCCUCCUUGCUCCAAGAGCCAGAGCCAGGCAGAAGAAGCCACAACCCAACUGCUGAGUGAGAUCUUCAGCUGCCUGGAGCUGGAGCUGAGGGCAUUUCUGGAUGUCUGCGGCAAGGCUCAGCCCCUGGGCUGCCUGCAGGUCCUGGUGGCCCUGAGUGACUCCAUGCUGGGCACCCCAGGCCUUUCCUCAUCUCCCUCCUCGUCCUUCCUGCACUCCCUCCUGGGCAACGUGCUGCUCCUGGCCAAGAGCAACCUCAACAAAUGCAUCGGGACCUUGUGCAAGGAGAUGGAGGAGGCCAAGCCUGCCAGCAGGACCAGAGGGGGGAUCCUGCCCUGUGUCAGCCGCUUCCAGGAGCUGGUGGCCCUCUCUGAGGAGAUGUUCCAGACGUGCCAGCGCCGGGGGGAGCUGGACAGGGCCCAGCUCAGGCUGGCCAGCAGCGUCCUCAGCAGCAUCAGCAGCCUCUCCUCAGCCAACCUGAAGGUGAACACGGAUAUGGUGAUGAUGGAAAACUUCCACCACAUCCACAACUUCCUGUGCCAAAGGAACAUCCCCUGCCUGGAGGGCAAGAAGAGAGAGGCCAAGCAAAGGUGCAGGGAGCACAUGGAGAAAUACAUCUCCACCUACGUGGGCCAGCCCCUGGAGAGGCUCAAGCAUUUCUUCGAGGGUGUCAAGGCCCGCCUGGCUCAGGGAGUGAAGGAAGAGGAGCUCAGUUUCCAGCUGGCCUACAGCAAGCAGGAACUGCGGAAAGUCAUCCAAAAAUAUCCUGGCAAGGAAGUCAAAAGGGCCCUGGAGAGCCUCUACAGGACAAUGCACAAACAUCUGUCCCCUGAGGGAAACCUGCUGCCGGUGGUGUGGCAGGCCAUGGAGCAGGGAUUCAUCCGGCAGUACCAAGAGUUUGAGGAGCUCAUCCAACGCUGCUAUGCAGGAGCAGGGAUUGCCCUGGAUUUCACCAUGGAGGACUUGCUGAGCUACUUCAACUCCAUCACCAUGGCCAACAUGUAG